Molecule: messenger RNA, 3610 nt
Organism: Hemiscyllium ocellatum (epaulette shark)
Lineage: Eukaryota; Metazoa; Chordata; Chondrichthyes; Orectolobiformes; Hemiscylliidae
Gene: marveld1
Product: MARVEL domain containing 1
Exons: 1
Coding region: 112-609 (165 amino acids)
Biological process (GO): myelination
Cellular component (GO): membrane
Molecular function (GO): structural constituent of myelin sheath
Source: RefSeq, a predicted model, not a curated record
UUCUUUUCCUCCUUCCCCCUCCUCUCUCUCUCUCUCUCUCUGUUCAAACACCCGAUUAUUCAUUGAUUCUGUUUUCUCCCGGAUCUCCUCUUCUGGUUUUUGCACCGAACCAUGGCGCCUCAGUCAGCCAAGGCGUCCUCGAUGUCUGUCCAGUGGAAGUUCCUGACCAGUUUCCUGGGAGUUUUGAGGAUGUCUCAGAUCACCCUGGGCACCGUGGUCUGGAUGAUCAUCACCAUCAGCAGGUACGAGGGCGCUUUGCACUACGUGGUCUUUGUGGCUGUCUUUUUUUGGCUGACCACACUGGCACUGUUCUUCCUCACCCUGCUGUCUAAGAGUGACCUGGUGCCCCUGCUAGGGGGUGAACGCUGGACCUUGAGCAAUGCCCUGCAUGACUGGCUGGCAGCAAUCCUCUACCUGGUGGCCGACUGCCUGAUCAGUAAGAAGACCCAGGACAAGAAGUUCUGCGACCUGCCUACCUACACCCUCCCCUGCUCCUACAAGUCCUACCUAAGCGCCACCAUCUUUGCCUGCCUCUGCACUUUGCUCUACAUCAUCUCUGCCAUCUACUGUACCUACAAGAAGUGCCGUGGCGACCAGCCUGUCAUCUAAGAAGGGAGAUGCUUUCUGCUGAGAUUGCAUUCAUUUAUUCGGGUUCUGUAAUUUCUUGUUAAAAUUUGGGACAACCCUCCCACUUCCAAAACAAAAUCAAUGAUGUGGCCAGUUUUGUGUUUCUCAUUUCCCCCUGUUGUCUAAAUGAGACAGACACUCUCUCCAGAGAUUGCAUUUACUUAUUCGGAUUCUCUGUUUUAUUUUGAUAAGUUGGGAUAACCCUCCCACCUCCAAAACAAGAUCAAUGAUGUGGCCAGUUUUAUGUUUCUCGUUCCCUUUCCCCUCUGCCAAACAAAAACAGAACAUUGGACACUUAUAGGAUUACGGACUGGGAAAUUGCACCAAGUGAUGUGAAAAAAUUCAGAGAGGAAGUUGGAUUGGUACAGUCAUUAUUGCAUGCAUUGGAAUUUACUUUUUAUCCUGAACUGAAGAAGUUGAGCACGGAUCAUUUCCACACAGAUCUUCAUGAGAUAGGCAACACUGCUCCUGUGUAUGAGAGAGAGCGACAGAGACUGAGAGGCAGUUGUGAUUUGUUGGCCUGUGAAUUCACUUAUAACUUUCUCCUCCACUUUCUGCGGCCCCAGAUCAGCUACAACAUUCCACAAGGAUUUUAGGAGCUGAAUAGAUUUCCUCUCGGCAAUCCGAACUAAACGUCUGUGAGCACUGGUUGCUGGAAAAGGAGAAGGAAGAGACAGUCUGACUGGUUACCUUUCAGGAUGGCUUGUUGUAACCUGAAAUAUCUCUCUAACGACAUCAUAUCCCAACAAAUACUUUAUUUUGUGGCAUUAAGUACUUAACAUAGCUGUCAUUCUGGGCAGGAUGACAGAAUUUUGUUUAUUGUUAUUACAAUAUUCAACCUAUAUGCCAGGUGGGGGCUGUUCCCAAGUCUUCUGUCUUUUCUCUUAAUAGCCAGUCUUCAGUGGGUUAGUCAGCCCUGUUUGCUUGUCUCUGGAACACCGUGCUGUAAAACAGCUGCUGUCUGAGCAGCACAAGCUUAGACAUGUUAAUGUAGUUUGAGAUUUUACUAAGUAUUAUGCACAUUUUAAAAAUGUAUAUUUAUACACUCAAUGCUUUACUUGCAAUGGUGAAGGUUUUGGAUAUAUUAGGGCACAGAGGUUACAAAGCGGACAGGAUUUCAGCCAAAGAACAUGAAGGAAUUUGGGAAUAAGUGACUGACUUGUGAGGCAGGCAGGAUAAUGGGCUCAGGAGUCAAUAAGACGCUUCUGGGGAGAGAAGAGAAUGAGUAGGUGCAUGGGUUUGGAGCUUAUUGUCAGAACAUCAGUCUUUUGGAACUGUCUGAGAAGGUGGGUGGUUGGGAUCAGAAAAUGGAGAAAUUGGGGCAGCACUGUGGCUCGGUGGUUAGCCCUGCUGCCUCUCAGCGCCAGGGAUCGGGUUACAUUCCCUCCAUCAGGGGAUUGUCUGUGUGGAGUUUGCAUAUUCUCCUUGUAUCUGUGUGAGUUUCCUGCAAGUGCUCCAGUUUCUUCCCACAGCCCAAAUAUGUGCAGGUUAGGGCAGAUUUGCCAUGGUAAAUUGCCCAUAGUGUCACCAGGGGUGUGCAGGCCAGAUGGAUUAACCAUAGGAAAUGCAGAGUUGUAGGGAUUGUGUAGGGGGAAUGGGUCUGGCUGGGAUGCUCUUCAGAGGAUCAGUAUGGACUCGAUGGACCAAAUGGCCUGCUUCCCACACUGUAAGGUAUCUGUGAUUGUAGGUGGGUCAGUGAGGUUGGGAGAUGGGGAGAAGGUGAGAAACACUAAGUUUCUUCCCACAGAUCCUCAGCAAAAAAAAAGCUGUAACUCCAUGCUUCUCUCUCAGCAGACACCAACUCAGCACUUUGUAAUGACUGCCAAUUGGCUGUGAAUGAACUGCCUUCCCUGUGGGGAUAAGACUGUUCGAAGAAAACAUUUAUAAUGUUAGUAAGGAAAGGCCUAUGCACCUGCGAGCUGCAGCUCGUGGCAAUUUUGUAUGAAUUAUUUUGUAUGAAGUAUGCCCAGGAGUGGAAUCUAAUCAAGGGGUUUGGUGGUUUAUAUAUUGAAUAGCAGAUAUCUGGGGCAUAAGUUACAGGCUUGAAUCUAACUAAGGAUUUUGUGUUUUCAAACUCUAUUCGUGAAAAGCCAAGAUUUAUUUUUAAUUGAUAACUUGUGAUUAUAAACACCGUUAAGAUUAGCUACUGCCACUAGCAUUUGAUUUGUAAGGACGAAUUCCGUUUAAAAAUUGUUCUUUUGUGAAAUUCUAGUCACUUUCUGCUCCCAAGUAUUGGAUGUGGUCCUAUUGCAUGUGGCUAUUAUAGCUGUGGACCUUUUUUUUUUAGCACAUUGGUAUCAAUAGGAAAAACCACACUUAAAUCCAGUUGCUCUGAUUCUAUGCAUCCUUCUUGUUUGAUUUUCCUGACCCAUUACAUAUAUUACUAUCCUUCCCCAGUCACCUGUAGCCACCAUCACCUUCAUGUAGCUUUAUAUCUGGUUUGAAAAGAGAUUAUUAUUUCCCUUUUUGGCCAUUUUUCUCAAUUUAAGUGCAUGGUUAUCAGGUUCUGGGAUCCUUGUACUCAAAUUUAAUUGCUGGUAUCUACCUCCCUCUUUCUGACAUUUCUAAUUCUUGCAAAAAUCAUCUUCCAAAAAAUUCCAUAGAUUCUAGUAAUAUUCCUUCAGAUUGGAGGUAGCAAAUGUCACCCCAUUAUUUAAGAAAGAAGCGAGGUAAGCCAGGAAUUACAGACCUAUCAGCCUCAUAUCGUUGUUGGGAAAUUUGCUAAAGUCUAUCAUAAAGGCCAUGAUAAAUGGAUAGGAAUGAUCUGAUUGGCACAGUCAGCACAGAUUUGUGAAUGGUAAAUCAUGUUUGACAAAUUUUGGAGUUUUUGAGGAUGUUGCUCGUAAACAUGAUAAGGGGGAGUUGAUGGACGUGGCAUAUUUAUGUUUUAGAAGGUUUUUGAGACGGUCCCCAGUGGGAGAUUGAUUAGAAAGCUUAAAGCUGAAAAUGUGUUGCUGGAAAAGCGCAGCAGGUCAGGCAGCAU